AUAUAAUCUUUUAAAAAAUAUAUAAAUUAAUAUAAUUUUAAAAUUAAUCAAAUUGAUGAAUAAACUAAAAAGGGACAUUUGAAAAUUGGCAAUCAAGCUUUCACUGGAAAAUGGACUCUUCAACGGCAAAUUCUGUAUCAAACUCCCCCAUAUCCUCCGCUCCUCAAUCUCCGCCGCCUCAACAACAUCAGGUUCCAACCCUCACGCUUCUUAAAGAUGUGAAGAAGGAGGAAGUAAUCGAAGAUCCUCUUGAUCAUAUGGAGAAUGAGCAGGUUGAGAAGUUCAAGAGGUAUGAAGCUGAGGCGAGGAGAUAUUUAAUGUCCAAGUACUUUUCAGACAAGACUAUUUUUGGAGGAAACAUCUUUGAUGUAAAAAUGGGUAUAAAUGGAGAGCAAGUAAAAGUAAGCAGGUUUCCUGGGUACCAGUCAUAUGCAGAUCCCGCUAAUUUUAAUGAUGAUAGCGGUAGCGACUCAGCCUCUACAGUGGAAACUUCAUCCCAGACUCAGAGUGCUAAUGGGCAGCAACCUUCCCAAAAAGGAUCCCAAUCUUGAAAAUUUCUUUCAUUCGAUAGCGUCCUCUUGCUCAGUAGAAAUCUCCUGGACUUGUUUUAAUGAUAAUCUAGCAAAAAAGAUUAUCCUAAAGUCAAUUUAAGUCUUCAGCUUAUUGAGGGCAUGACCAUGUAUAGGAAGGUAUAGAGGUAAAGGAUUAAGGUAGAAGGGUAGUAUGAAAGCAAAGUAUUGUCAGACUUUUAUGUGGGUUGGCAAGGGGUCAAUCCCUUCUUCUCAUCUUCUCUUUGUUUAGUUGUAUUAUUUUGUAUCGUAGUAUCUUAUUCUUCAAUUCUCACUAUAACUUGUUGCUUCA
Messenger RNA from Solanum dulcamara, 861 nucleotides. RefSeq lists its product as uncharacterized. The coding region runs from base 111 to 551 and encodes 146 amino acids. The transcript is spliced from 5 exons. Lineage: Eukaryota; Viridiplantae; Streptophyta; Magnoliopsida; Solanales; Solanaceae. The record is from RefSeq and is a predicted model, not a curated record.